This is a messenger RNA of Brassicogethes aeneus, 3305 nucleotides long. The record is from the annotation of a GenBank genome assembly. NCBI's taxonomy places the organism in Eukaryota, Metazoa, Arthropoda, Insecta, Coleoptera, Nitidulidae.
GUGAAAUAUGUAUUUUAACUUUAAUUACAAAAUACAACCAUUACAACCCCAAUAUUUUAUCAAUUUUAUUCCAUUAAGAGUGUUUUAGUCGAAUGUAAGUAAAAUUAAAGCUUAUUGGGGUGUAAUUAAAAAUCUCCCGGGCAAGUUUGAUAGAGGGAAGUCCGAUUUUGACAGAUAAGAAAUAACAAAAGAUGACCACCCAAAUGCGUAUUGGCAAACAGCCGAUUCAAACGUCAACUUUUAGACUUUCUGUUAAAAAACUGUCAAAUUUUUUAAUAUUUCAGCGAAUAUAAACGAAUUUCGGUAGAAAAAAUCGGUGCGGGUUAAAGUGCGCGACUUCGUCGGCUGGAUAAAAUCAAAAUAAUCUUUUUUAACCUAAUUUGUGAAGUACGGUCGCCAUGUUGAAAAUUCUUUAUACAAAAUAGUGUAGUGUCAUCAUAGUGCAUUAUUAAUUUAAUUAAUUUAUUUAAAAUUGUUGGUGUUGUCUAAAUACGUUUGUGUGCGGCAAAAGGAAGUAUCGAGGGGAAAGUUGCAACUAUCCAAAGGGGAAAUAAAAAUAAACCAUUAGAAGUUGUCAAAAUUGCAGCAGGACUAAAGACUCUCGGCAUUUCUAUCGGCAAAAAAGCAAAACAAAAUGAGACGCGGUUCGCACGACAUGCAGGUGAAUGUGGCCGGCAUCAGGCGUAACCUCAAGAACUUCGCGCACAACUACAGCGACGCGCAGAAGAAGGUGCGCGAGGCGACGUCGAACGACCCGUGGGGCCCGAGCAGCACGAUCAUGGCCGAGGUGGCCGACCUCACCUACAACGUUGUAGCCUUCAGCGAGAUCAUGCAGAUGGUGUGGAAGCGGCUCAACGACCACGGCCGGAACUGGCGGCACGUCUACAAGGCGCUAGUGCUGCUCGAGUACCUGAUCAAGACAGGCUCUGAGAAGGUGGGCCAGCAGUGCAAGGAGAACAUCUUCGCCAUACAGACCUUGAAGGACUUUCAGCAUCUGGAAGAAGGCAAAGACCAGGGCCAGAACGUGCGCGAGAAAGCGAAGCAGCUGGUGAUCCUGCUCAAGGACGACGAGCGGCUGAAAAACGAGCGCGCGCGCGCCCUGAAAGCGAAAGAGCGUUUCGCGCAGAGCGCGAGCGGGUUCGGGAGCGACGGCGGUUUGGACACCCCUACCAGCCCCAAGUACCCGGCGUUCAGGGGCGAGUGGAGCAGUCGCGACCAAAGCAAAUCGUUAAGUGACCUACCAAGAGAGAUAGAGAUCGCGCGGCCGCAGACGGCGGGUGAGGAGGAACUGCAGUUGCAGUUGGCACUGGCCAUGUCCAGAGAGGAAGCGGAACAGGAAGAGCAAAAGCGGAAGUCGGACGACGUCCGGUUGCAGCUCGCCCUGAGUCAAAGUCAGCAGGACUUCAAGGACAAAACUGUAACCCAAAGCAGUCAUAUGGUUGAUCUUUUGGACGUGAAUUUGGGGGAAAGUGCGGCUCCUGUCGAUCCUUGGGGAAUGCCCCAGCCACCUAGACCACAACAAUCUUCGCCGUGGCGGGCGAACGCGCUGCCGUCUCCGGGCGGCGGCCCCGCCGACCCGUGGCUGCCCGCGGCGGGCGCCGCCGCCAUGUCGGCGCCGGCGCGCGUCGAUCCUUGGGGCGGCGCCAGCCCGACGCCCAACCGGCCGAACGGCGCGUCGUCGGCUCCCGGCCGACACGAUCCCUGGUCGCCGACCAGCCCCGCCUCCUCCACGGACAUGGACGAGUUCGACGUCAUCACGAACAGAAACAGAACUUCAUCACCCAAAACGAACGGCUCCAACUCAAACGGCGCCGGCGAUCCGUUCGAGCUCAACCUGCUGGACAACUUAACUGUCUUGGGACCCAGUCCCUCCACGGGGGCCACCAAAAAAACCCCGCAAAGUUUCCUGGGCGAGAACAGCGCCCUCGUGAACUUGGACAACCUGGUUACAAGUAAACCUUCGAACGCCCCCUCGACCGCGAACCCCUUCUCCGACCCUUCGGCGCCGCAACGGGCAGUUUUCAACACCCCCCCUCCCAAACCGAGCAUCAACGAGAUGAAGCAGCAGUCGCUCGCGCCCUUCGCCAAUCAGAACGCCGCGUUCGGCGGCGCGGCCCCGCCCUACGGCCUGGCAACGUCGCAGCCGUUUUCGAAUUCGUCGAACAACGCAAACGGUAACGGUUUCGGUUCUGCGCAGGACCCGUGGGCGCCAGUUUCGCAGAACGUCAACAGCCAGAUGUCAUCCCCGUGGAUGAAGACGGAGCAGGCGAACCCCUUCCUGUCUUAACGAAAAAAAGUUUUAUCGAUUAUAGUUAACGCGAACAUGGUGCAACACUUUUCAUAAGAAUUAUGAAACAUUUACAUAAAAUUCGGGGUAAACUUUUUCUAUGGCUUCGCUAUAUACAAAGUAUGGACGUUUUGCUCAUGUUUUAUUUAUCUAGAAUUGUGAAAGGAGGUAUUAAUUUAUUGUUGUAUACAUUUUAACAUAUCUAUAUUUUUUAUUGAAUUGAAAAAAACAUUAAACUUUGAUUAAAAUAAUAAUAAUAUUAAUAGAGUUAUAUGAUAAAUAUUUUAAUGCUUUAAAGCUUUACUAUUGUAUAAUGAAAUCCGUCACUCGUAAUAGACUGAAACAGUGAAAUUUUUUUAUUGAAUAAUGAUGUAAUAAGGUUUGUAGGGUUUAAAAGAGACGUUCAAUAGAAAUAUAAAAUGGGAAAAUUCUAGCAUUUACACAAUAUUAGCUUUCUUGGCUUAGUUCGGGAAUUUUCUUAUUCAUUUACUUUUUAAAUGUGUCAUAAUUUUUUCUGUUUAACAGUUUAUUUCUUUUUUGCCAAAUAUUAUUUACGUUAACUGCUUUUAUAUGCCGCCGACAUACUGUAUGAUUUAAUUGCAAUAUACAAAUAUUUAUAGUAAAACACCAGUAUUUUAUUUUUAAUGCUUCAUAAUUUAUAUUAUUAUAUUGUAAUGAUUUGAAGCCCAUUUUCAAUUUUGUUGUGUAAAAUAUUUAUAAAUUUUUAGCUAGUUUUUAAGAAUCAAAUAAUAUAUUUAUGUAAUUAAUUUACUCCUAAUUGUAUAUAUAAAUUUUAUUUAAUUAUUAUGUAGUAUGUUAUUAUUUGCAACUAUUAAUUUUUUUAUUAAACUAUUUCAGAUUUAACUGUAAAUAAAUAGUAUUAACUAUUUUUUUUAGAUUAAGGUUUUGUAUUAUAUAAGAAGAUAGCAAACAUUUUACAAGAAAGGGUAUAUUGGAUUUAAUUGUAUCUUGAUAGUUAUUUUCACUUACAUUCUUAAAAGAAAUAAAUUUAUCAAAG